CUAAAUACAUUACUUAUCACUAAAUAAGCAAACAUUUUGGUAAUAUACACCUAUAGAAUAGAGUAUGUGAACUAUUCUUGUUCUGAAUGAAUAUUGUAACUUAUUUUCGUGAAUUAAAUCAUGGAAGAAUAUGUCCCUGUAAGUCAGGAGCCUCUCGAUGUUUGCGCCGUUUUUAUGAAAGAGGAGCAAGACGAGGGGGGAGAGGAGACAGGAGACACCUUACAUACAUAUGACUUAAAGAUUGAGAGGAAUUAUUUUGUGGACAAUGAAGAUGGGGGACGAACUUCUCUUGACUCCAACCCACCGCCAGACUCUACAAAAACAUACACCUGCGAAAUCUGCACCAAACCGUUCUCCCAAAAACGCUACAUGACCGCGCACCGCCAACGACACCCGGAAUUCAAACACCUAGCCCUCAAACUCCAAGAGGAGAAGCUACGGCUCGAGCGAGCCAAGAAAGAACAGCAAUUCAUCUGUCUAUACUGUCAGAAGGAGUUCUGCAAUCGUUCCACAGUCAACCGUCACAUGAAAAUACAUACAGACGACAAACCAGUGUCAAAAGACUAUAUUUGUGACAUUUGUCAAAAAGCGUUUGCACAUAAGAGAGAUGUUAGGGUCCAUUUACGUGUACACACGGGAGAGAAACCGUACGAGUGCAAAACAUGCAAUAAAAGGUUCUCCCAAUUGGCCAGUUUGCAGUACCACGCCCAAGGUCAUAUGAAAAUCAAACCAUAUCCAUGCGAUAUGUGCAAUAAGCAGUUCUUAAGGCGCAUCAGUUUAGAACGGCACACGAGAAUUCAUUCUGGAAUAAGACCCUUCGAAUGCCAGUUGUGUGAAAAAGCGUUUACGCAGAAGCGACAUCUAGUGCAGCAUAAUCGGUUACACACAAAGUAUAAGCACAGGAAAGUGGGUUCUAAGUUCGGUCGACAUAAGGACGCUUUUGCUGGUAACGCGAUUGCCACUUGAAGAUUCGUUUUAGAUAAAGUAUGUGAAAAAGCUUACGCAUCGGAACGCUAUAAGCAGCGUAGGCGCAUCUUCAUACUAACGAGCUAUUUCUCAUAUGUAGAAAAUGCAGCUCGAUGCGUUUAGGUGUGAUUGCAUAUUAACUCACAUUUAUAGACGGGUCUAACGUGACGCUUUUCCAUACACUUUUCGACGGGUAGUUGCACAAAUCUCUGUUUUGACAUUUUGCUGGGACAUCAGUCAGCCGCGACCACGACCAGUGAAACCUGAGUCGAAACGUCGGUAAAUAAAGGUAAUUGAAUAAAUUUCGUUAAACCCGUUUAUAAAUGUGAGUUAAUGUGUUCAAAACGCGGAAGUUUUAAAUAUUAUAGGUGUGAUUUUACCCUUAAUUGUAAUCAUAGCCAGAGGGCCUACCUAUGGUCGUGUUUUAAUUUAUCGCCUAUAUAUUUUGUCUAUGUCGUCAUUGAGUGUCAAAUAAAUGAUAUAGUCAACUA
Messenger RNA from Cydia fagiglandana, 1457 nucleotides. RefSeq names its product zinc finger protein 583-like. Gene Ontology annotation, cellular component: nucleus. The transcript is spliced from 2 exons. Gene Ontology annotation, biological process: regulation of transcription by RNA polymerase II. Bases 121 to 966 code for a protein of 281 amino acids. The record is from RefSeq and is a predicted model, not a curated record. Gene Ontology annotation, molecular function: DNA-binding transcription factor activity, RNA polymerase II-specific. Lineage: Eukaryota; Metazoa; Arthropoda; Insecta; Lepidoptera; Tortricidae.